GUCCCAGGUGAUGGGGGAGAUAAAGAUCGCUCUGAAGAAGGAGGUAAAGACGGAUGGUGAGCAGCUGGUCCUCGAGAUUCUUCAAUGUCGCAAUAUCACCUACAAAUUCAAGUCUCCGGACCACCUGCCUGAUCUGUAUGUGAAGCUCUACGUGGUGAACAUCGCCACUCAGAAGAGGAUCAUCAAGAAGAAGACCAGAGUGUGUCGCCAUGACCGGGAGCCAUCUUUUAACGAAACCUUCCGCUUCUGUAUGAACCCGGCCGGACACUCGCUACAGCUGUUCCUGGUGUCCAAUGGGGGCAAGUUUAUGAAGAAGACCCUGAUUGGGGAGGCCUACGUGUGGCUGGACAAAGCGGACCUACGCAAGCGAGUGGUGAGCUGGCACAAGCUCCUCGCCAGCACCGCCCAAAUCCACUCAUAGACAGAAACUCCACCUAAAAAACUCUCAUUUGGGGACGCUUAGGUUCAACAUCUGUCACACUGAUCCACUCCGACUGGAUGGGUAAAGGGUGGUUUGGGCUUGGGAAUAUUUUGUUCAGGGCUCUGAGAUUUGGAAGAUGCUUUUGUUCAUAAGGGCACCUCUGAUGAUCGUUUCUGUCCUGCAGGAGGGUUGGGGGGAGUAGUGAUGCAUUAAAGUUUACAGGAAGUACAGUGUACAGUAGUGAAGCCAGGGCUGAGGAGAACACAGGUGCUGAGGUCAGAGGUCAAGCACGGAAUCAACCAGGUAUUACACUCUUUAAUUCACUACACACACACACACACACACAAUUAUUCACGACAAGUUUGCACACUCAUUCACGCAGAAGAGACAUUGUAAUUCUACAGGGAAUGGACACACUUCAGAUUUAUUUAUGUAGAUGUUUUAUCCAUUCCUUCAUUGCUUUAUUAUGAGAGUUUUAUUGAUUUACAAAGCAUUUUGGGAAUGAAAUAGUGAAGACUCUGCUGCGGAGACCUCGUAUUUAUUUUUGUAUUAGGAUAUUAGUGUAGAGUUCUAUCAUUUGUCUUCUUCUCAAUUAUUUAAAAAAGAAUCUAUCCUGGGAAAGAAGCAUAAUAUAUUUUAUAACACACACUACCUAGCAUUCCAGUCCAAGAGAAAAAAUAAAUCUCAGAAAGCAUGAAUUUAUUAUCUCCUUGUUCACUUUGCACCCCAUCUUUUCUCUCCCUACAGUAAGUGUAAACACAGUGGUAUCAAAUGAUGUAUAUUGUUUGAUGAUGAUUAAUAUGGAUAUAUAAUUGGAUACUAUAUAUUGUGCGCAUGAGUCUAUCUAUCUGGUAUGCAUUGCCACAUGUUCUGCACAAAAAACAAUCACCUCUAAGGUUCACUCUGUACAUAGUGAAGUGUCAUAGCUGGAAAUGAAUUAUAACAUAAUAGAUAGAUAUAUAGAUAUCUUUAUCAAAGACAAUGGAGUCUUGAUGAUUGUGACAUAGAGCUUUUAUUUACCCAUGAUGCCCCUUAGAAUGUGAGAUGUUUACCAUAUGAGAUUUUAUUCUUUUUCUUUGUGAGAUCCAGGCACAUUACGAGUCUUAUAUUCGCCCUGCUUUCAUUCAUAGGAGCAAUCAACCUAACAACGCGCGCUUUUGUGGUAUUUUGCACUUUUUUCUGCUUAGAAUGUAAAACCGAUGUCAUCGUCCUGCUAAACAUUUGAGAUGAUUUACCUUACAAGGGCGGGAAGUAGAGAGGUAAAGUAAAGCGAUGAAAAUAUCUGGAGAUAUUGUAGCGAACAAAAGACAAAUGUGCCGGGAACCAUCCACGAAAAAGCACUAUUACCAUUCUAAGAUACGUCAAUGCUAUCGUUGUAGCAUGUUGAUGUUUUGUCCCAGUUUUUGUCAUAUACGUGUUGUCUUGUUAUUGCCACUUCCACAAAUUGUCAAUGUUGUGUCUUUAAAAGUCCAUUAUGUCUUAGUAAAUGUCCUACCAUGUGCUAUUUAGGGGGGAAAGAGGUAGGCUUCAUUUAGCAUUUUCAGUCCAAAUUAGCAGUAAAAGUUGAUAUAUGAGUCAUAUGCAACAUCUUCUGAAUAAAGGUGGUAACUGCAUCAUGACUCAGCAGGUAGUUGAAAAAAGAGGAAGCUUUUAUCUUGAUUUUUCUUUCGCACUGUGUUUUCAUGCCCUCCAUGAAACGCUUAAUCCUUUAAUAUCAUUUCUAUACAAAUCUUUUAUUUAUUGACUGUGAGACUAUUUUAUAUGUUGUAUUAUAUUUGUUUACAGUUCAUAUCAGGUGUACAUAAAAGACAAGUUGGGAAAUUUGUUUUUAUACAUACCGUAUUGUUGUUUACAAGGUUCAGAGGGCCUGGUACUCAGAGAACUAACUUUGUUGUCCUUAACACACAUACGGACAUUAACAUGCACACAUCCUGAAUUUCACAGCCGGGAAUCAAGAUAAGAAAAGAUAACAUACCCAUUUAAACAAUGCACUUUUUUUCAUGUUCUCCCCCUUUUGAAUAGUUCAUUUUAAGCACUUGAAUAACUGAAAUGUUUUAAGGUCAGUGUGUGGUUUUCUUAUUUUCAUACCUGUGUUUUUGUGUAAAGCAUCUCCAGACCAGUCCAUGCAUGUCAUAGGCCAAAUUGCAUAUAUCUUCUUUUAAGUGUUGUCUGUCUAAAAAUAUCAACUUUUAAAAUUUCUCGAAAAAGAUGAACACACACACACACACACACACACUACGGACGCACACACACACAUGCUAUCUCUCUAUUUCCAACCUUGUAAAUACAAAGCUUUUUUAUACUGGGGUUUGGGGAGCAAUAGGUCUUUUAGCAGACUGAAAAAAGGUGUGUAAUCAUAGAAGUAAAAGGAAGUUGUUUUUUUCUCUUGAUCAAUGUACAGCGGAUAGACUGAGAAACAACAUUAUAUCUGUUUAUAGGGACAGAUUUACCCGACCCUUAACACCAAACACUUAAGGUUUACCAGAGUCUAACUACACAGAAGUCUAUCUUAACUCGAGCAGUUGCAGGAGAAUUUAAAUGUGCUCACACUGGAUGUUGCAUGUUUCGUUGGUGGUUCAUACUAUUUUUGUGUCCAGAUAUUAUUAAAGAAAAAAAAAGAAUGAGGUAGUGAAAGAUAUAGAACAAAACUGUCGUAGAGAAGGAAAUUAUGAAGAAAAACCUAUUAAGAUUAUCGAUGAUGUAUGCUGACUGUACAAAGAUUAUGCUUGUAAAACCCGUCUGGUUUUUCACUUGUAAGUAAACAGAAAAAAAAAUCUACUGUCAUGGUUUUGUGAUUGUAUACAGGAGGUAUUGAUAAAUUAUGCAAAUUGUGCUGUAAAAAUGGCUGUUGCCCCAUGUCUAAAUAUUAAAUAUCAGUACAAAG
Notothenia coriiceps (black rockcod) is the source of this 3305-nucleotide messenger RNA. Its product is annotated as protein piccolo-like. The coding region runs from base 11 to 421 and encodes 136 amino acids. Lineage: Eukaryota; Metazoa; Chordata; Actinopteri; Perciformes; Nototheniidae. Gene Ontology annotation, cellular component: GABA-ergic synapse; cytoskeleton of presynaptic active zone; glutamatergic synapse. Gene Ontology annotation, biological process: protein localization to synapse; presynaptic active zone assembly. The record is from RefSeq and is a predicted model, not a curated record. The transcript is spliced from 3 exons. Gene Ontology annotation, molecular function: structural constituent of presynaptic active zone.